Paramecium sonneborni is the source of this 940-nucleotide messenger RNA. Lineage: Eukaryota; Ciliophora; Oligohymenophorea; Peniculida; Parameciidae. The record is from the annotation of a GenBank genome assembly.
UUUUAAUACAUAUAUGAAUAACAUUUUAAAAAAAAGACUAUUUACCACCCCUGAAUAAAGUUAAUAAAAACAAGAUUAAGAAGAAGAGCUACCUAACCCAAUGGUUGAUUCAUUUUUUUCAUAAAAAUCAUAAAAUACAUUGAAAUCAAAUUCUAGUCCACCAAAAAAUAUUAAAUUAAUUCUCAAAAGUGAUAAGAAACCUUUUUUUGUUAAACCACAAUAGUAUUAACUCUUAAGAAAUGUUUAAGAUAAUUAAACUAAAUUAGAAAAGAAGUAUGAUUAAUUAGAUUGCUUAAUUCCUUCUAUAAAAUUGAUUUAGGUUAAUGAAAAAUAACAUCAAAGUGAAUGUUUUAAUGGAGAAGAAGCCAUAAUAGAUUAUAAAAUCUAUUUUAAUUAAUGUCAUGAAAUUAGAAAUAUUUAUUAUAUGACAGCAAUAGGUUAUAAAUUGGGAAUCGAAGAAGUAUAAGAAACUUAAGAAAUUUAAAUGUAAAAUAGCAUACCUGUAUCUGAGAGAAUGUCAAUCUCAUUAAGAGCUAAGUAAUAAUUCUAAAAAGCAAAAAAUAAGAUAAAAAAAAUAAAUUUAGUAUCUGAAAUUUCUAAGGAAGAUCCAGAUGAAGAAAAAAGAUUGAAAAAAGAUAGAGAAAAUUCUGAUCAUAUAAAUUAAUUACUUAAUGAUCCUACUAAUAUUAUUAAAAACGAACAUUUGUUGGGAGAGUUAAUAGGUUAAACUAAAGUUGUGAAUACAUAUUAAAAUUAAGAAAAUAAUUAAAUAAAUUAAGAACCAAAAAAUAUUGAACAGAAAAAGUAAAAAGUAAAUAUCUUUAUAAAUAAAUCACUAAUUACUCAUUUGAUGAGUAGUUUAGUUGUUUUUGUAUUAAUUGUUAUUUCAGCAUAUAUAAAAACAACAAAGGGAUUUAAAAUAUAAGUGGAAGAUUUAUGA